Ricinus communis (castor bean) is the source of this 1149-nucleotide messenger RNA. RefSeq names its product elongation of fatty acids protein 3-like. Gene Ontology annotation, biological process: fatty acid elongation, saturated fatty acid; sphingolipid biosynthetic process; fatty acid elongation, monounsaturated fatty acid. Bases 188 to 997 code for a protein of 269 amino acids. Lineage: Eukaryota; Viridiplantae; Streptophyta; Magnoliopsida; Malpighiales; Euphorbiaceae. The transcript has a single exon. Gene Ontology annotation, cellular component: endoplasmic reticulum membrane. Gene Ontology annotation, molecular function: fatty acid elongase activity. The record is from RefSeq and is a predicted model, not a curated record.
AACUAUGCCCACAUCAAAAGGAUAACAUAACUCCACAUGAUCUAUUCCAAAAUUUGGUAAACAGCUUCUUUCAGUCUCACAUUUUCUUUUCUUUUUAAGUCCAUAAUCUGAAUUUAUACCAUCUCCAUCUCCAUCUCCAUCCCCCGCCACCCCACCACCGUACAAGGCGGCGGUGAGCCCUCAAACAAUGAACUCAAUUUUCUCCACUCUCCUCUAUUGGCUGGUGAACCACCCCAAAAUCCUCUAUUUUUCAUGGACCCAAGGCCAAACCUUUGGCUCUACUCCACAAUUUCUCAUUCUCACAGUCCUUACUUAUCUUAUCUUCACUCUCCUCCUUUCUCAUAAAUCGUUUUCACUUUCUGGAACCAAACUCCUUAAACCCAUCACAGCCAUCCAUAGCCUUACCCUCUUUCUCUUAUCUUUAAUCAUGGCCAUUGGUUGCAUCCUCACCAUCAUCUUCCGCACACAUAAACUCCACCAUGCCAUUUGCUUCCCUCCUCAAACUAAAUCAUCUGGGCCCCUCUUUUUUUGGGCCUACAUAUUUUAUCUCUCAAAAAUCCUUGAAUUCAUGGAUACCCUCUUGAUCAUUCUCAGUAAUGCAAUCAAAAGGCUGACAUUUCUCCAUGUCUAUCACCAUGCUACUGUGGUGAUCAUGUGCUACUUGUGGCUAUCCACUUGUCAAUCUUUAUUUCCUGUUGCUUUGGUUACUAAUGCACUUGUUCAUGUGUUGAUGUAUUGGUAUUAUCUGUUAUGUGCAGUGGGGAUUAGGCCUAAAUGGAAAAGAUUGGUUACAAAUUGUCAAAUUGUGCAGUUUGUGUUCAGUUUUUUGAUUUCAGGUUUGAUGUUGUAUUAUCAUUUUAGUGGAGUAGGGUGCUCUGGAAUAUGGGGUUGGUGCUUCAAUGCUGUUUUCAAUGCUUCCCUUUUGGCUCUUUUUGUGGACUUUCAUUUCAAGAGCUAUGCCAAGAAGAAUAUUGAUGAUAAAGAUAAACGGCCGUGAAUUUUGGUGGGUUGUUAUCAUAAUUAUUUUUCCAAUUUAUUAUUUAUUCACUUCUAGAAUUGUUUAAUUGAGUUAUAAUUAAUGGCUUGGUUGAAUUGCAAUGUUAUUUUAAUUUUCUUUUUAUAUUAAUGGGAGGCAUUACGAGUCUAUAA